This is a messenger RNA of Danio rerio (zebrafish), 1177 nucleotides long. The record is from RefSeq and is a predicted model, not a curated record. NCBI's taxonomy places the organism in Eukaryota, Metazoa, Chordata, Actinopteri, Cypriniformes, Danionidae.
UCUCUCUGCCUGCCCACGAACCACGCCUGUUAUACGGACUCUGAUCCUUGCUGCCUGCCCUUGACCCAAGCCUGCAUAACAGAUCCUGGUUCUCGCUCACUCCCUUCCACUCAUGCCUGGUAACUCACUCUGUGUCUGUUCAUCAUCAGUCUUGAUACCCAUACUACUACUGUGGAUGUGUGUGUGCACUCCGGUGCAUAUUGUGUGUUUGAGUGAAGUUGUGAUUAAUAAAUAUUGCAUAAUGGAUCCCUCCGUGUCAGUCUCCACGUUACACAGUAAUUAUGGAUUUUGUCUUGUCUUGUUAUUAAAAGCUAUGGGCACAGAUUUGCUUUCUGGACUGAGAAGGCAAGAAGUGUCUUGGAUGGAAAAAUUCUGCUCCUUUUUAGGGUGAAAAGAAAAACCACAUCCAAUCUUCCGGCACAUGUCCAAGCAGUUCAAGAUUGGGAAAGGAAUGACAAAAGAUUAGUGGACUUGAUUAUCACAUCAAAAUCACCAGAGCAGCAUUUGGUGGUAUAGAUGGUUCCACUUUAAAUUACUCCUCUAGACUCUGAGUAUGGUUGACUUAAAUAUAGUCAAGUGACAAUUUGACUAUUAUUUGCCAAAUAUAAUUAAUUACUUGUGCAUUUACAUAUGAAAUAUAAUUUCCUUCUAUGGCCCAAAGGAUAUACUCAGUGGGAAAAGGUCAAAUUGGUUUCCACUAAACCCCGUUCUCAAGUGCCCGUCUUCAUUGAGAAUGAGCAGUCCCAGUCAAUCAUUUAUGACUACAUCAGAGGAAUUCUUAAUAAAACCAAAACACAGCUGACCUUCAAUGAUGAGGUGGAGUUCAUUUGUGGAUGUCUCCUCCCAGAGGCCAUAACUCAUGGCAUUUCCGAGUUACAAGGCUUGUCUUGGCAGGAGGCUGAAGAUGUCUUCCUCCAGGGCCCCAUUUAUCACGCAAGUGAAGUUGAGGAAUUUAACAGAAGAAUUGCUCGAGAAAUGAAAAAUCUCCCCAACAAGAAUCUCGAUGACUUGUAGGACCUCAUGAAAAUUUAUAAAAAAAUAGUUUGGUGUGAGAAAAUUACUCAGAGUACUAUCAUUUAUUCUGUGAAUAAUAAGAUAAUGUUCAUUCCCUCAACUCAAUACUAAAGAGUUUGAUAAAUCCUUAAUGAUUUAAAAACAAAAAACAAAAACAAUAAAU